Messenger RNA from Anguilla anguilla (European eel), 2499 nucleotides. It is a transcript of the gene sprtn, whose product is annotated as sprT-like domain-containing protein Spartan. Lineage: Eukaryota; Metazoa; Chordata; Actinopteri; Anguilliformes; Anguillidae. The coding region runs from base 376 to 2193 and encodes 605 amino acids. Gene Ontology annotation, cellular component: nucleus. Gene Ontology annotation, biological process: DNA repair. The record is from RefSeq and is a predicted model, not a curated record. The transcript is spliced from 5 exons. Gene Ontology annotation, molecular function: polyubiquitin modification-dependent protein binding; metalloendopeptidase activity; single-stranded DNA binding.
AAUUAAACCACACCAGAUGUAAACAGGAAACAAAGUUCGUUAGAUAACUGGCUUGCUUAUUCAUUGAUGGCAUUGAAUAGUCGAAUACCCCUUUUUAACGUUUUAAGUGAUCAUUAAUGUUGUAAGAAGGCAUAGUUUACAUAUUGAGAGAUUAUAGUCUGCUUCUCACUACCCAUUGACAAUGGCAGCUUCACGUAGGCUUCUGAUUUAGCUUAGUAGCAAGCUAAAUGACCGUCUUUUGACUGUGAAUGGAAGCAGCAGGCUAGCAUAUUGCACCGAGUCGGUAGACACACUGUAACCACCGGCUUUGACAGUAGCCAGGCACCGUACACGUCUUCUUUUUGUGACGUUAGACCGUUCAUUAAGGCUUUGGUGAUGGAUGAAGAUUUUUUGCUCGCUGUUCAGCUACAGGAACAAUUCGACUAUGAGGCUUCCACGUCUUCAUCGGAUGCCGUCGAGUAUAAUGUUGACCCGGUUAGUAAGAAAAGAAAAGUCGAUUCCAGUGGCGACGUACUUGCUCCAUGUUAUUCUUCCUUCGAGCCUGAAAGGCCCAUGUCAAUAGUUGACGAGUCAUGGGAGAUGCUUGAUCCCAGUCCUGAUGUUCGAGCCAUGUUCCUGCAAUUUAACGACAUGUUCUUUUGGGGGAAAUUAUGUGGCGUCGAAGUCAAGUGGAGCCCUCGAAUGACGCUAUGCGCUGGAGUGUGUUCUUACGAAGGACGAGGCGGGCUGUGCUCAAUUCGUCUCAGUGAACCUCUUCUGAAACUCCGACCACGUCGAGAUCUGGUGCAGACACUUCUACAUGAAAUGAUACACGCCUUGCUGUUUGUGACUCAAAACAACCGAGAUCGAGAUGGACACGGCCCAGAAUUCUGUAAGCACAUGGACAGAAUUAACAAAGCCACCGGGACAAAAAUUACGGUCUACCACACUUUUCAUGAUGAGGUGGACCAGUACCGUCAGCACUGGUGGCGAUGUAAUGGACCGUGUCAGACUCGGAAGCCCUUCUUUGGCUAUGUGAAGCGUGCCAUGAACCGGGCUCCCUCUGCCCGUGACCCCUGGUGGGCGGAUCACCAGCGCACAUGUGGAGGAACUUACGUCAAGAUCAAAGAGCCAGAUGAUUAUGGGAAGAAAGGCAAGAAAGGUGACGGCAAAGACACAAAGACCCUGAGCCAACCCAAAGACAAGAGCAAGCCCUCCGCCAUCACAGGUACAUCUGGUUUGCAGGAUAUUAGGAAUGUCAUCCCAUUCAGUGGCAAAGGGUUCAUCCUUGGAGGAAGCUCUCAGUCGUCCACCUCUCAAAAACCACCUGACAAUAGUCAGAGAAGACUCGAUUUCCCAGGUUCCCCUGAGCCACUGGGGUCCCCAUCAGGGCAAGUUACAGCCAAAGGCAUGAACUCCCCAGGACAGCCCGGAUACAGCAGCCCCCACAGGGCCAGUAACAUGGGCACUAUGACUUCUACCUCAAGGGGUCCCCAGAGUGGCAUCCCAAGCCUACGUCCUCCAAGUAAAAAGUCAGUUGCUAACGUUAGGGCUUUUGUCAACAUUAACGGGUCUCCGGUGAGGAUUUCAAAGACUGCGGGCCAUUUGACGAAGCCAUUCGGGAGUACCACAGAUUCUACCGGCGCAACCCAGAGGUCUGUACGUGACCUCUUCAGCUCCAAAGUACUUGCGUCUCCUGAUGGGGCAAGAAUGGGUGCUAGCACGUCAAGUGCCUCCAAACCAGUGGCUAGGCUCAAAGGACUAUCUCAUGAUGUCAAUAGGGAAAGAGCACUGGGGAAUGGCUUCAACUGGAAGGUCGGUGGGCAACCAGGGAGAAGUGGAGAUGCUCAGGGCUCCGGUCAGUCAAACGGCCUUCAGUCAGGAAGUCCUGGAGGCUCAAAGACUGGCCUGCUAAACCCGCUCGGUUCCUAUCAGCCCAAACCCGCUGCAAAAUCAGGCACUGCUAUCACGGUUUCUAGAAAGAGGCCGUGGGACAGUGGUGGCACGGCCCACAUCUUCGACUUCUUCCAGCGGACGAUGAGCGAGUCAUCGUCUCCCAAGGGCAAGGCGGAGGGCGUCGCUGCCACUUCCUCCGCCCCGGCUGUGCAGCCCGCCCCUGUCAGCAGCGCCAGCCUUACAGUGAGCUGCCCUGUCUGCCAAGUCACUGUGCCUGAGUCGAAAAUCAAUGAGCAUUUAGACUCCUGCCUCACAUGAUGAAUAACGGGAAGAGGAGAGUUCUUAUCUGUGGCAUUUGCUAUAGGUCACAAUGUAUAUCUGUUUAAAGUGUUUUAAUUGCUAUUAACAAAUCUAUAUAUAGCUGUCAUUUAUCAAACAUGUUGAUUUUAGAUAUUACAAAUAAAGUAUUCAAGUAGAUUUUUCUAGGUAGUACAGCUUUUAAGGUUCUUCGAAGCAUUCAGGUGAGGUGCUUUUCAGUAUAGCACAGGUAAGUUUUUCAGUAUUCGGUUCCUUUAAGCAUUUCAUAGUUUGUCAUUUGUUUUUACGGAUUUAUCUGAAAUUUGU